AUGAUAAGUGAUUUCUUUCGUAUAAAUUGCUUUGGCCCGAACUUCUCCCUUAUUGAUUCCCUCGGAGGGAAUACGAAAACCUUAAUGAUCGCUUGCAUAUCACCGGCAGACAACAAUUAUGAAGAAUCUCUAAGCACUUUGCGCUAUGCAAACCGCGCAAAGAACAUCCAAAAUACACCGAAAAUUAAUGAAGAUCCAAAAGAUGCAUUACUUCGGACGUAUCAAGAAGAAAUUAAGCGGCUCCACCAACUUUUGGAAGGCAAAGGAGAGCCUAAUCUUAGUGCGUUGGUGACUGAUAGAAUCGAGUCGGAUACGAGAUCUCACUCGGUUAUGGAGAGGCUCAAAACACAUCAGCGAGGGGACAGCGAAGCUGAGGAACUGGCUGAAAGAGUUGAAGCCGAUUCUAGCAAAAUGGAACAAAUUAUAAGGGAAAAAGAACUGCUGAAGCAGGAAUAUGAAAAGAAACUUAAAGAAAAGGAAGAUCUAUUCGUCACAGAAGCGGCUGAUAAGGAAAAGCUAAGAUCAGAUAUAGAACAACUGCACAAGUUUUAUAAGAGCCGUCUUUCCAAGCUGGAUGCAGCAUCAACGACAAAAUCUGGAUCAGAUACAGCAGCUAUAUUUAUGGAUUAUCAGAGAAUUUCUCUGCAUUUUAUAUAA
Molecule: messenger RNA, 657 nt
Organism: Protopolystoma xenopodis
Lineage: Eukaryota; Metazoa; Platyhelminthes; Monogenea; Polystomatidea; Polystomatidae
Source: the annotation of a GenBank genome assembly